Messenger RNA from Prorocentrum cordatum, 2154 nucleotides. NCBI's taxonomy places the organism in Eukaryota, Dinophyceae, Prorocentrales, Prorocentraceae. The record is from the annotation of a GenBank genome assembly.
AGUCAAUUUGGUCUAGAAGGUUGCCAGCAACCUUCCUUUGCUUGGCGUUACCACCGCCCCAGUCGCGAAGAUGCCCGUCCGUUGGUUCUGCUUAGCCCAGGGAGCUGUGGCGGUUGCUGGCAGGUACCUGAAACACCGCUCCUACGUGGGGGCCGACUUCUUCGACGAGUGGGACUUUGACAGUUCUCCCGACCCCACCAGCGGGCACGUCAUCUACGUAGACCGCUCGACCGCGCUGUCGACGGGCCUGGCCAACGCCUCGAGCGACCGGGUGUACAUGGGCGCAGAGAUGACGUCGAGCACUGGAGGCACCGGCCGCAGGUCCGUGCGCGUGAGGUCCAAGGACGCGUACGACUCGGGGCUCUUCAUCGUCCGCGUCGACCACGUGCCCACGGGCUGCAGCACGUGGCCUGCCUUCUGGAUGUUUGGGGAGGACGCCGACCACCCGUGGCCAUCCCUGGGCGAGUACGACGUCAUCGAGGGAGUCAACGUCCAGGUGCGAUCGUCCACCACGCUGCACACCUCGGACCGGUGCGACCAGUCCGAGGUGGUGGCGGGCGAGGACAUGACCGGCAGGUGGGCGGCCGGCUCGUCGAGCGCCACGGCCUCCAACUGCUACGUCCACGCCCCUGGGCAGUACAAGAACCAGGGCUGCGUGCAGGAGGGCCCGGAGGACUCCAUGGGCCCUGGCUUCAACCAGGGGGGGGGCGGCACCUACGCCGCGGAGUGGGCGCCACGGCGCGGCUACUUCCGGACCUGGUUUUGGCCGCGCGGCCAGGUCCCCGACGACGUCCGGCAGGGCGCCCCGACGCCGGACGCCUGGGGCACGCCGUUCUCCUUCUUCGGGCUCGGCCCCAGCUGCCCGAAGGAGCACUUCGCGCGCAUGCACAUGAUGUUCGACCUGUCCUUCUGCGGCGACUGGGCCGGCGGCACCUUCCCCAGGGACUGCCCCAGGUUUGCCGAGAGGAUGACGUGCGAGGAGCUCGUGGCGUUCCACCCAGAGGAGCUCCAGGAGGCCUACUGGUCCCUGCGCGCGCUGGACGUCUACCUGCUGCCAGAGGGGGACGCGGCCGUCGAGGGCGGCUCUGGGCCGCAGGAGAGCGGUGGAGUCAGUUGGUGGCACUGUGUUAUGUCGAUGCUCAUCGUCUUGCAGAGCCUCGUGAUGUGUGGAAUCGGCGUGUUCGUGUACAGGGCGAUGCGCCCCAAGGCCCAGCUGCCAGACUUGGAGAAUGUCAGGGAGAGCUCCACGCCCAGCUCGCCGACGAGGCCACUGGUCCAUGGACCGGCAAGCCCCCAGCAGGGCAGCACGCAGCCAGUGAGGCCGGCAAUUCGAAUGCAAGCUGGGCGAGAUCACACAGCCCGAUCGAUGGCAUUGUCGCGUGCGCAGUCGGCACCUCAUAGGGUGGGACCGAGCGUCAUGUUCUCGCCACGCUAGGCGCGAGAAAGGACGCGGCGUCCUACGCGACCGUGGUGUCGUCCGCAUCUUGCCCCAGGCAGAGUCGGCCACGCGCAGAGGGGGGCAGGGGGAGGGGGGGGAAAGCUUCUGGAAGCACCCCUGCUUCUCAGAAGGCGGGUGCCUUGUCCAUAGAUGUAGGCCGGCGCCUUCUGAGAAGCAGCCUCCCUCUAUCGGAAGUCCCCCCCCUCCCCCAAAGCCCCUGCUGCGCGCCGCCAACAGAGUGUACAGCAGAUUGAAUUCGUUGCCUCGUCCGAGGCCCGCGCUGGGUUGGCGGACCCACAGGCGGGACAACCACGGGACGACCACGGGAGAACCACGGGACAACCGCGGGCACGCCGCGCGACAGCUGCGCCGGGCAGUCGCGCUGCCCAGCCGGGGCGCGCCCCCGGGGCUGGCGCGGGCCUCUGUGGCCCGGCUGGGGCUCGGGCAGGGCUGGAGCACUCGCCUUCGCGCGCGGCUUCGCCUCGCCCGCGCACGCGACGCGAGCCAAAACCGAAGCCGAGUUCCCGUGUCGGGGGCCUCCGUGUCGUGUCGGCACCAUCUUUCGACCUCCGUCGCGGCGCACGGGCGGAGCUUUACGACGUCGCUCUCUCAGGUUGCUUUCGUAAUCGCCAGCUCUGGCCGACUGGAUCCCAAAAUGAAAUCACCUGUCCCCCUUAUCCUGCUCCUCCCUCCUUCCCCCCUGCUGUCCUCAUCCC